Plasmodium gaboni is the source of this 3747-nucleotide messenger RNA. RefSeq names its product putative vacuolar protein sorting-associated protein 11. Gene Ontology annotation, molecular function: protein-macromolecule adaptor activity. The record is from RefSeq and is a predicted model, not a curated record. The transcript is spliced from 3 exons. Gene Ontology annotation, cellular component: HOPS complex; endosome. Gene Ontology annotation, biological process: vacuole organization; vesicle-mediated transport; intracellular protein transport. Lineage: Eukaryota; Apicomplexa; Aconoidasida; Haemosporida; Plasmodiidae. Bases 1 to 3747 code for a protein of 1248 amino acids.
AUGUUCAAUUUUAGAAAUUUGCCUCUUUUUGACAAGGAUAAUUCAAAAGAUACAGAUGAAAUAAAAACAUUUUUAAACAGUUAUGAAGGCAUAUAUUUUUCAUCAUCGAAUAAAUUUAUAAAUGUAUUUCUAGACAAAAUACUCAUCAUUGAUCCGUCAUCCUUAAAUGUUAUUACAAUAAAUACAGAUCUAUAUGUAGUUGAUUUUGUUUUUAAUGAGAAAAAUAAGAAUCUUAUUGUUUUAGGGAAAGGGAAGAAUUCACUCAUUUGUAGUGUUUACAAUAUUAGGGAAUGCAACUUUACACUUUUGAAGAAAAUUCAGUUAAGCAAAAAUAUUAAUAACAUUAAAAAGACACUAAUAGCAAAAUGUAAUGAAUAUAUAAUAACAUUAGAAAAUAAGAAAAUUACUUUUUAUUUCUUAAAUAAAGAUUAUAGUAUAAAUCAAAGUGAAUUAAUAGAUGAUGGAAAAGAACAUAUUGAAAAUAUCUAUUUGUCAAAAAAUCAUAUCUUGUUAGUAAUAAAAAAUUCAUAUGUAUAUAUAUAUCAACUAGAUAUUAAAAAUUCCCAUAUCAGUUAUACACAUAUUGAUAGUUUCAAUUUAAGUUUAUCCUACCUUCGGGAUUGUACAAAUAAUAAAAAAAAGCAUAUAAAUAAAAUUAAUGAAAUAUCAAAUAAUGACAAAAAAAAGGUUAAUAAUGAAAAUAAUAUUUCAUCUAAUAAUAUAAAUCAUAAUAAUUAUAAUGACAUACCAAAUAAUAAUAAUAAUAUAAAUACGUUGAAUGACAGUGUAAAUUAUAAUAAUUUGCAAAAUAAUGAUGAACCACUCUUAUCCAUAUACAAUGAAGAUCUUAAUAUUUUAUAUAUAUGCCAAAAUAUGUAUAAUGUCUUAUUUGUUUUGAAUUUAAAUAACUUAAGUUUUGAAUUUAUUCUUUUAGAAAAUAAAAUAAUUAAUUUAUUUUCGUGCAAAUUUUAUUUAAUUUUAUUAAAAGAAAUUAAUAAAAAAUAUUUCCUUCAUAUAUAUAUCAUAUAUGAAGAUAUGAAAUUAUUAGUCUCAACUUUAUUAUUGAAUGAACCAAUAAGUAAUGUUAUUUUCUUCAAUAAUUUAUUCUUCUUGUUAAUAGAAGAACAAAUCUCAAAACCAGAAAUAAAAGUAGAUAAAUUUUAUUUCUACGAACAACUAAAAUUAAAAUUACAUUCUAAAUUAGAUGGAGACGCUUUAAAGAUUCUAAAGAGAGAUAGUGUUACUAACAUCAAUGUGUGUAAACAAGAAGAAAAAUAUAAAUUAAAAAAUGAACAGAAAAAUAUAGAAACAUAUAAUAAUAAUAAUAAUAAUAAUAACAAUCUUGUCGAUUCUUCCAAUAAUCAUAUUUAUAAUAACAAUGAACAUAAUAAUAAUAUUUAUAUAUCUAAUGAUUUUUUUUUUAAUGAAGAUAUAAAUACAGAUAAGAAAAAAGAUUUAUAUAACUUAAAUCUUACGAAAGAUAGUAUAAAUCAUGAUACACUAAAAAAAACACAAAAACAAACAAAUCAAAAUGAUACAACUAUGAGCCUAUCCAAAGAUGAAAAAAAUAAUGAUACCAAUAAAUUUUUUAAUGAAAAUAUAUUUACAUUAAAUAAAUUCUUUAAAAAUUGUAGAAACCAAAUUAAAAUAAUAUUAAAAGAACGAAAUAUUAAUGAAAUUAUAAAUAUGUUCAAAAAAAAAAAAUUAUUUCAAUGGUUAAUUAAAUAUGCAAAUUUAAAUAAAAAUUAUCAAACAAUUAAUAUAAAUUUUAUACAUAAAAUAUAUGCAGAUUUUUUAUUUGAAAAAGAACAAUAUGAAAAUGCUAUAUAUGAAUAUAUUGAAACAAUUAAUUAUUUAGAAACCUCUUAUGUUAUACAUAAAUAUUUAAAUCUAGAUUUAUAUGAAUAUUUAACCAUAUAUUUAGAAAAAUUACAUGUAUAUCAUCAUUUUAACGAUGAACAUACUAUGAUGUUAUUAUCAUGUUAUAAAAAACAAUGUAAAAAAAAAAAAAUGAUAUCCUUCAUUAAAAAAAACAAAGACAAAAUUAAUUUAAAUAAAACAUACAAAUUUUUAUUAAAUGCGGGUUAUUACAAUAUAGUGUUAAAUUUAUCAAAAAAAUAUAAAGAUCAUUUCACAUAUGUUUCUAUAUUAAUUGAAAAAUAUGAAAAUUAUGAGAAAAGCUUAAAAUAUAUUUUUAAGUUAGAUGUAGAAAAUAUUUGUAUCUUAUUAUUUAAAUAUGGUUAUAAAUUCAUUAAAUAUUACCCACAACUAACCAUUUACUUAUUAAAAAAAAUUAUAAAAAAAUAUAAUAUAAAUUUAACAAUUUUUAUUCCGUUAUUUUUAGAUAAUAUCGAUUUUCUUUUUAUGUUUAUUGUUAAAUUUCUUGAUAAAAAUGUAAAUAUAAAUAAAAUAAAUCAUAUACAAGAAAAACAAAAAGACAAAUAUUCAAUUAAUUAUCAUAGUAAUGAUGAAUCCAAUAGUGUGACCAAAGAGAAAAAUGAUAUAAAUUCAUUCGGUGUAUAUGAAAAGGAUAAUAAUCGUAGUAACAGUCAAAGUCAUAAUGAUAAUUAUGAUAAUAAUUCAUCAGAUUUAAAUAAUUCACAAGUAUCAACAACACCUGUUAAUCUAAUAAAUAGAACAAAUUUACAAUUGGAUAUAUUUAAUGGAGAAUAUGAUUAUAUAUUAUUUGUAACUGUAAUACAAAUUUUAUUACAGAAAUAUAAAAAAUCACUGGAAGAAGAGAAUCAACCAAACAAACAAAUAAAUAAACAAAAUGUAAAAAAUACAACAAAAAAUAAAAAAAUAAAUCAAGAUGAAACUAAUCAACAAAACAAUAUUUUAACAUUUAACAUAGAUAAAUUAAUACAAAAUAGUAAAGAUAAAAAUAUUAACUUCUUAUCUGUUUUAUUAUUAUCCAUAUAUAAUUAUAAUAAAGGUUUGAUAUAUACAUCAACACAAAUGAAUAAAUAUGAUAUAUCACUUUUGUUCUCAAUUCACAAAUUGAUAAAUAAUACAAAAGUUAAAAUAAAAAAUAUAUAUAAUCCUGAACAUAUGGUAUAUGAACAAUUAAGUACAUAUAAAACAAAGGAACAAACAAAUCAAAUAAACAAUAGUUAUAAAAUAUUAAAUAGAAAUUUCCAAAAAGUUUUAUAUAACAUAUGUAUUAAUCAUUUAAAGUUAAACGGCUCCUUAUCAUAUAAUUAUAUUUUUUAUUAUCUUUCUAUGUUAAAUGAUGAAAAGUAUUUAAUUAAAUUCAUAAAAAAAAUAAGACAAAAUAUGAAUUUAAGUAUAUUCAACUUAAUACAAAUUUUAAAAAAAUAUAACAAAAGUUAUAGCUGUAUACAAAAUAUGGUAGUAGCAUAUAUGAACGAUAUGAAUAAAAAUAUAAAUGACAAAUGUAUAGAAAUAGAAAAGGAUAAAAAAGAAUUGAAAAAAAUAAAGAAAAAACAAUUAAAAAAAAAAUAUAAUUUUUAUUUAAUAGAUAAUGCUUAUUGUUCUAUAUGUAAAGAAAUAUUAUCAGUCCCAAUCGUCCAUUUCUUAUGUAAACAUUCAUAUCAUACUUAUUGUUUAAAAGAUAAUAAUGUCUGUAUAUUAUGUCAUAAUAAGGAUAAAGAAAAAAAAUUAUUAAAAGAAAAGGCAAUCAAUUCAGUUCAAAAUUUUGACGAAUUCUUUAAAUACUUACAAGGAUCAACGGAUAAAUUCUCUUAUAUAUCUAAUUACCUUUCUUAUGGAAUUACACCAAAAUGA